CACGUUAUCAAUGAAGCUCCGCCCACUGCAGUUCCCCAAUAAAUGCUGGAAUAUUCCCAUCAGUUUACAAGUGCAGACGAGCAUCAAAGCAUCAGGAAGGAAUCAUUUCUUAAAGAGGACAGAGAGAAAAUGAGGGAUCCAGAACCCUGCAGAAUCAAACACACUGAAGAACUAACAGACCUAAAGAAAGAGAAUGAGGAGAGUGAAGAACUGAGUGAAGCGGAGGAGAAACAUCAUGACAAACCUGGAGAAAAACCUUCGAGUCGCUCGAAGACUAAAAAUACAUUUUUAAAGAAAACAAGGACCAAUAAAUCUUUCUCCUGCACUCAGUGUGGAAAGAGUUUCUCAAACAAAAGACAUCUUGAGAUUCACAUGAGAGUUCAUACUGGAGAGAAGCCGUUCACAUGUGAUCAGUGCGGGAAGAGGUUUCCAUAUAGAGAAAGUCUUAAAGUUCACAUGAGGAUCCACACUGGAGAAAGAGGGUUUACAUGUGAUCAGUGCAGGAAGAGCUUCACACAAUUAGCACACCUUAAAGAGCACAUGAACAUCCACACCGGAGAGAGGCCGUUCACAUGUGAUCAAUGCGGCAGAACAUUUCUUUGGGCAUCAGUCCUGAAGAAACACCUGAAAGUUCAUACGAAGGAGAAGCCGCAUUCAUGUUCUUGUGGGAAGACUUUUAUUUCAGCGAACUGUAUAAAACGGCACCAGAUUAUUCACACUGGAGAAAAACCUUACAAGUGUUCACACUGCGACAAGAGAUUCAGUCAGUCAUCAAAUCAGAAACAACAUGAGAGGAUCCACAGGAGAGAGAAACCGCAUAUGUGUGAUCAGUGUAGAAAGAGUUUUGCUUUUAAAAGUCACUUGAAGAGACACAUGAGGAUCCAUUCAGUGGAGAAACUAGAUCACCGCGGUCUAAAAUCACGGUAA
Molecule: messenger RNA, 927 nt
Organism: Sinocyclocheilus rhinocerous
Lineage: Eukaryota; Metazoa; Chordata; Actinopteri; Cypriniformes; Cyprinidae
Product: gastrula zinc finger protein XlCGF8.2DB-like
Exons: 3
Coding region: 43-927 (294 amino acids)
Biological process (GO): regulation of gene expression
Cellular component (GO): nucleus
Source: RefSeq, a predicted model, not a curated record